AUGGCUGCGUCUCAAGCACAGAAGGAUGCUUACAAAGUAAUGCGGAGGGGCACUCGCGCCUGCCGCCGUCGCCGUAAGAUAAAAUGCAUCUACAAUGAUGAUGCUAGUGAGAUCUGUCAGGAGUGCGCUGCGCAUUCCCGCGAAUGUAGCAAGCAAGGCACCGUAAGAGCUAAAGGUCAUCCGAGCUCGUCAGCAAAGAGCGUAAGGGUCCAGGUCACACGGCUGGAAUCGGCUGUCGAGAAGCUUGAACGAGAGAGAAAUCGCGCGGAUGAGCCUAAUCCAACAGUCGAUGCCACAAGAUCUGAUAGGCAGUCCAACAUACUACAGAAUGGCUUCGAUACCUUGGGGUCAGACUACAAACGCAAAGCUCCACCCGUCUUUGCGCUCUUCGACAAUGACAUUCUUCACCAAAAGGAUGUUCUUGACGCAUACACAAUCGAGUUCCCAAGUUCGAUACAAUUUCCACAAUCAACCCUAUCCGAUAGAGACAAAUUACUGAGCACAAUAUCCAAUAUACCUAACAUCCUCCAGGUCUUACAUUUCGCAAGCGACUGGUGGAUCUCAUGGCGAGAGCAGCACUUUGCGCUGCGAAAGGUAGCCAGUAACAGGACUCUUUACGAUUUCGUUCAGUCGAAGCUCAGUGAGGAUUCUCCUAUCGCAGUUGCCUUGGGUCUCAUGGCAGUCGCUAUGGCUCUUGGACAAGUUCGACCAGGAAUCGAUGAUAUGAGCUUUAAUUUACCAGUGCCUGCCAAUCACAUCACGAACCACAUUCUCGCAGCCGUCGAUCAAGUUAUUUGUGAUUCGAAGGAAUAUCAGCUACAGAACGAUUCAAUUAUUCUAUUCAUGAUGCGUGCCAAGCAUCACACUGAGAACAAUCAACUACGCAAAGCAUGGCUGCGUAUCAGACAGGGCAUCAGUUGUGCACAAGCAAUAAACUUCGGCUCAUUGACAUCAGCUGAACUGAGUGAGGAAGCGGCUGAACAGCAGCGCUUCCUUGCCUCCAUAUUCGAAAUGGAUCGCUUGAUCUCCAUGAUCCUUGGUCUACCUUACGCUGUAGAUCCUGCCUUUACCGAUGUCAGAGCAUUCAGUGUGAUACUCGAUCCAUCUGUUGAAGACGAAUCUCUUAAGAUGCGAGCGUUGAGGAGAAUCAUAGCAAUCACUGCUGGGCACGUCAAUGAUCGAAAUGCUCAGGGGCAUGAAUGUCGCCACUUUGCUGACUCUACACAGGCCACGUUAGACAUGGUCGCCGGAGCAAUGCCGGUUGGCUGGUGGGAUUUGGCAGCACAACCACUCUCUGGGCUUGCUGCUCACAGAUACGAGUCAAUCAUGGUGCAACUUUGGUUCUGGACAGUCCAGACCUAUCUUCACUUACCAUACCUCAUCAAGCCGAGAGAGGACGGGCCCUAUCCGCAUUACCGGCAACUAUGCCUACAAGGUACACGUAACCUCCUGCAAUCUUUUGUGUAUCUACGCACGGAGCCUUCAGUUUCAGUUUAUAUGUGCAACUGUGAUGACUUUCAAGCUUUGCUAGGUGCAUGCAUAUUGCUUGUAGGGACAUUGCAGAAUGCAUCGAAGCUCUUGGACCAGCCGGCUGGAGACGAAAGUCUCGAGACUUAUGAAAGCUGUGCUAGUCUUGACGCCGACUUGGCGCUGAUAGAGGAAUUGAAAGAGAUCUUUCGAUAUCGAAUGCACGAACAAGGUGGUAUAAUCAGCAAGCAAGGUCUAGCUGUUUUAGAAGAGCUAACAUGCUUCCUCUAUGACGAUGAUGAUCAACAUACCGAACUAGAUGGCAGUCAGACUGGAUUAACAGGCAUGAAUAUUGGUAUCAACAGAGAGCAGAAGACGAUCAUGUUACCAUACUUCGGUACAAUUAGAGUUGAAUUGACGAAGAAGAUCCCAAAAAGGAGGACAACAUGUCCGAAAACGCUUACAAUGCCCACGCCGCCUCGCAGUACUUCAGGUUCUCAAGGUGAUCUCUCACCAGGAUUGCAAAGCCUACCAAAAUUUUCACCUUCGUCCUUUUCUGAAGCUACACCUGAUGACCUUGCCGAUCAACCACAACCUUUCUUCGUUAGCAUUAUGCAGGCUAACCCUUAUCAUGGCACUAACAAGAACGACUCGGCUUUAAACACAGCUAGUGAAGUUGGACAGGACCUUGCUCCAGACCUGCCACAGAUGGCUCCUAUCGCUUGGGAUCAGUGGGAGAACUACAUGUUUAAUCAAGAACUCGGACUAGACUGGAAUUCAGGAUCGCCUUGGACAGACACACCAUUUCGAUGA
Messenger RNA from Lithohypha guttulata, 2280 nucleotides. RefSeq lists its product as uncharacterized. Gene Ontology annotation, biological process: DNA-templated transcription; regulation of DNA-templated transcription. Gene Ontology annotation, molecular function: DNA-binding transcription factor activity, RNA polymerase II-specific; DNA binding; zinc ion binding. The coding region runs from base 1 to 2280 and encodes 759 amino acids. The record is from RefSeq and is a predicted model, not a curated record. The transcript has 4 exons. Lineage: Eukaryota; Fungi; Ascomycota; Eurotiomycetes; Chaetothyriales; Trichomeriaceae.